AGAUGCGGAGUUACUGACAUCUGUGCGGAGUGCCAGCCUCAUGCAUUCAGCAAUCUAAGACUUCUUUAAAUAGAUACUUUUAUUGAAACUUUGGGAGGACCUCAAAAUACAAGAAUGGGGAGCGAUGCGGUGCAGAUAGUUAAAGAGGACAAGUGUGCAACAGCUCACUCUGAAGAGUGUUUGUCAAACUUCACUUGGCAGCCUGAUAUCUACAAUGACACACCCAAUGGAACCUGGCCGGCCGAGCCAGAGGCUAUGUCUCCAAUCAUCCCCAUAAUAACGGCGCUGUACUCCGUAGUGUUCGUGGUGGGGUUGGUGGGCAACUGUUUUGUAAUGUAUGUCAUCAUCAGAUACACAAAGAUGAAGACAGCCACCAAUAUCUACAUCUUCAACCUGGCCAUGGCAGACGCUUUGGUCACCACCACCAUGCCAUUCCAGAGCACUGACUACCUUCUUAACUCAUGGCCUUUUGGUGAAGUGGUCUGUAAAGUCUUCAUCUCAAUCGACUACUACAACAUGUUCACCAGUAUCUUCACGCUCACUAUGAUGAGUGUGGACCGCUACGUGGCGGUGUGCCACCCGGUGAAGGCCUUGGACUUCCGGACACCCGUCAAGGCCAAGAUCAUCAACAUCUUCAUCUGGGUGCUCUCCUCUGCUGCAGGCAUCCCUGCCCUGAUUCUGGGAAGCACUCAGACCAAUAAUGGCACAACAGAGUGUGCCCUGCAGUUCCCCGACCCAUACAUCUACUGGGACACUCUGAUGAAGAUCUGUGUCUUCAUCUUCGGGUUCGUAGCACCCCUCCUUAUCAUCACUGUCUGCUACACGCUGAUGGUGCUGCGUCUGAAGAGCGUGCGCCUGCUGUCGGGCUCGCGGGAGAAGGACCGCAACCUGCGGCGCAUCACACGCCUGGUGCUGGUGGUGGUGGCUGUGUUCGUCAUCUGCUGGACGCCCAUCCACAUCUUCAUCCUUGUCAAGGCGCUCCUUCCAGGCGUGCCCGAGACCACCGACGUCAUGGCCGCCUACUUCUUCUGUGUAGCUCUGGGCUACACCAACAGCAGCCUCAACCCCAUCCUCUACGCCUUCCUGGACGAGAACUUCAAGCGCUGCUUCCGUGACUUCUGCUGCCCAGGUAGAGGGCGUGGGGUGGGGGAGGGGGUCCAUGGGGUGAGCCGGGUCAGGAGCACUCUGAGGGAGCAUGCCUGCACUGCGGGAGGCCAUGACGACGGGGGAGGCCAAGGCCGGCCCGUAUGACUAGCUGUGGAACUGGAUUCCCUCCAGUCACACGGAGGGAGAGAGGACUCCAAUGACUUGGGUUUGACACAGAUCACUUCUGCCAUCUGAUGGCUUACAGAGAGGGGUGGGAGUGUGAGUGAGUGUGUGUGUGUGUGUGUGUGUGUGUGUGUGUGUGUGGGCGGGAGGCUUAAGAAGGGGCGUCUUUCAAUGUAGAUUGUAGAGACGUGUACUAUGUGAAAUAAAAUGCCCACAUAUAUGACAACUUAUCUUAAUGACCUAUGACUUUAUCUUAGCCCUCUAGUAUUGAGACUCUCAAUGAAUAUCAAAAUGCUAAUGAACCAAUGAUUAAAUAUAAUAGAAGGAAAAACCUACAUCCCUGUUUUCUGUGAGAUGUAGUGCCUUAUGAAGUGAAUUUGUGAACAUGAAGUGAACUUAUGAAGUAUUGGAAAUAGAAAAAAAAAACUUCAGCCAUAAAACUGUUUUCAAAAUAUAGGCCUUCAGAGAAUUUUCUCAUGUACGCCCAACAAUGUAGGUUGGCAAGGUACUAUCAGAGAAAACUUUUAUCAUUUAAAGAUCAGUUGGGUUUGACAGAAUACAUAUUCUCAGUAACCAAUGACCUGAUCACAUACUGAAACAGUAAUGUUGUUAGCAGAUGUAUACAUCUGCUUUUUAUUGUUUUUUUGUUGUGUGUCACAAGGCAACCUUAGGGACUUAUGGCUUUGAAUAUUCUAUCAUAAUGACUGCUGACAUUCUAAUACAUCUAUACAUCUAAUACAUAUAUUCUUUACAGUGUGCCCAAGGUGCUUUUUCCAUUACAUUAAGGAGAGCAGAGUAUAAGAUAUUUUCACUGAAAAGACAUAGAUCUUCAAAAAAUAUUCUACAUUAUGUGCCAAGUGUCUGAUCAUGUACUGCUGCAUUUGCACAAUAUUAGGAACAGACAGGUGAUAUGAAGUAUGUUUUUGACAUGACAUAAGUGGAAAUCACCCAUGAUUCAAGCAUGUAAAUGAAUGCAAUGUGACAUUUGAUUUGACAUUGUGCUAUUGCUACUAUACUUCUGAAGGUGUACCAGUCUCUUGUUCUGAAAUAAUGCACAAUACCAGCACAAGUAAUACCUCCACAUACAAAGUUCAAUUUUCACCAUCACCAUCAAUGAUGUACUGACAGUAAUUUCAGAUAUGUAUGCCUUGCGUGCCUUGUGCAAGUUAUAUUAGUAAAUAUUUAUUUAUACUGUAUACUUCUGCUUAUAGGAAGGAGUACGUUUCUAAGGUACCUCCAGAUGUAUUGUAUGUGAUGGAAAGUCUGUGUUUAUGCUUCAUGUAUUUGCAUUUGUGAUAGGACAGUGUAUUGAUAAUAUUUACAAUGUGUGCCUCAAGGUCAAUCUUGUAGGAUAUGUGCCAAACACAUCAUUAAUAUAAUCUGAAAUAGGACAAAAUAAGCAUGUGGAUUUACUGAAUGUACGUAUACGUGAAUGUCCCAGCUGUUGUUUUAUUGGAUACUACACCUAUUUUGAA
Messenger RNA from Alosa sapidissima (American shad), 2744 nucleotides. It is a transcript of the gene oprk1, whose product is annotated as opioid receptor, kappa 1. The record is from RefSeq and is a predicted model, not a curated record. Lineage: Eukaryota; Metazoa; Chordata; Actinopteri; Clupeiformes; Clupeidae. The coding region runs from base 115 to 1251 and encodes 378 amino acids. Gene Ontology annotation, cellular component: neuron projection; membrane. The transcript has 4 exons. Gene Ontology annotation, biological process: sensory perception of pain; G protein-coupled opioid receptor signaling pathway; neuropeptide signaling pathway. Gene Ontology annotation, molecular function: neuropeptide binding; dynorphin receptor activity.